AUGAAGCAGGGCGGCGUCCUCACGGCCAGGGUCCUCCCCGGUCCUGCUGUGCUCUGGGCAGCCCGGGUGCUGCUGGUGGCGUCACCGGGCCUUCCCGCGCUCGCCCUCCUCAUCCUGCAGGGCGUCUGGCUGCAUGUUAUCAGGUUUGGCGAAGUUCACCUUCUGCACUGUCCCCUGGAGCGCACCGAGUAUGUGCCAGGAGGAGCCGUCACCAUUCUGACCUGGGCCAGCCUCGUGUCCUUGAAGGCAGAGGACGGCAAGGCAGUGCUGGCCGAGGGCGAAGCGGGGAGCAGCAGGGCCCCGUGGCCGGCGCUGAAAGCGGUUCGGCGCCAGCGUAGUCACGGGCAAAGGGCCGGGGGACCGCUGGGACAGCGAGGCUGUGGGCGACGGUCCCCAGCGAGGGUCCGAGGACUGAGGUGGCAUCAGCAGAGUAGAAAGCGCACAGGUGCUGGACUCAGACAGACCUGCCUUUCUCGCUCCAUUCCCAACUCUCUUCCUAAACUUUGGGUAAGUUCGCUGAGUUUUCUAAGCCCGUUUCUUAAAGAUUGUAAAGUGGGGCAGAAGCCACAUACCCAGAAACCUUGCGACAACGAAACGCGAUGGCGCGUGAACGUGCCCAGCCCUGCCUGGCACGGCAAACUCCCCCGGGGGUGGAGUCUGACGUCUCCCUUCCCUCCUGUCCUGUGUCCACCGGCUACGGGUCGUCGGGGUCAUCAUGCUCCCUGCACAGCAGCUGGGUGUCAUGCAGCCGUCGCUUUGGAGAUGCUGCAGUGCGAAGGACCUGUCAGCACCCGGGACAGCAGCUGCCACACGGCCAGCGAUGUGACAGGCCCCAGGGACAGGGACUUCCAGGUCAAGGGUUACACUUUCAGUAAACCCUUCCACCUGAUUGUGUCGUACGACUGGCUGAUCCUCCAGAGCCCGGCCAUGCCCAUGUUUGAAGGAGACGCCCUGGUCCUGCGCUGCCAGGCCUGGCAGGACUGGCCACUGACCCAGGUCACCUUCUACCGAGACGGCGCAGCCUUGGGCCCCCCCGGGCCCAGCAGGGAGCUCUCCAUCGCUGCCCUGCGGAAGGCGGAUGGCGGCCACUACCACUGCAGCGCCAUGUUCAGGGGCCCUGGGCCUGGGAGCCUGCAGACGGCGUCUCCCGUGGCCGUUGCCGUCCAAGAUCUCUUCCCAGACCCUGUGCUCAGAGCCAGUCCCUCAGCCGAGCCCCGGGAGGGGACCGCGGUGACCCUGAGCUGUCGGACACAGCUGCGCCGGGAGAGGCCGGCCGGCCGCCUGCUCUUUGCCUUCUACAAGGGUGGCGGGGCCCUGCGGGGCUGGGGCCCGUCCUCGGAGCUGCAGAUGCCCGCGGCCGCAGCGGCCCACUCUGGCUCCUACUGGUGCGAAGCUAUCACCGAGGACAGCCGGGUUUGGAAACGGAGCCCCGAGCUGGAGGUCAGGGUGCAGGGUCCCUCCAGCUCUGCUGCACCCCCGGCCUCGAAGCCAGCCCCUCAGAAACCAGCCGCUCCAGGGACACCUGCAGUGGAGCCCCCCGGGCCCCAGCCCCCACCGCCCGUCCCCUCCUCCCUGGACCCAGCCCCCACCCCGCCUCUGCAGGCACUGGAUCCCCAUCUGCUCCACCAGAUGACACUUCUUCUCAAGCAAAUGCAGGACGUGCAGGCUCUCCUUGGUCACCUGGUCACGGAGCUGAGGGACUUGUCUGGCCACCUGAAGCUCGAGACCAUGAAGGGUCGUGCCGAGCAUGAGUGAACAGCCACCCGCAGAGUUGUCACCCCCACCCCCAAACCCAGCUCUCUCCACUUUCCUCUCCCCCCCCACCGUACACACACCCAGAACUGCCACGAGUUCCCAGUGUCUUGUUAGGAGGUCGGUGAGUAUAAAUAAAUUCGUGCAAAGCGACACCUGGAGUUGAGCUGUAGGUGCAUACUCUCUCCUGGU
Pteropus alecto (black flying fox) is the source of this 1944-nucleotide messenger RNA. RefSeq names its product Fc receptor like A (gene FCRLA). Gene Ontology annotation, molecular function: transmembrane signaling receptor activity. Bases 1 to 1755 code for a protein of 584 amino acids. NCBI's taxonomy places the organism in Eukaryota, Metazoa, Chordata, Mammalia, Chiroptera, Pteropodidae. Gene Ontology annotation, biological process: cell surface receptor signaling pathway. The record is from RefSeq and is a predicted model, not a curated record. The transcript has 8 exons.